GGCCGGAUCCUGGCGCAGCUCCCGGGAAUGCCGCGGCUCUGAGGAAGAUCCUGGCACUGAGGAAGAUCCUGGCACUGCCAGGGCUGCUGGAGGAAGGCUGGAGCAGGAGGUGAGCGGUCCCAGCUCCCCGUGACACACCAGGAUGGCCGAGAGCGGCCGGGUCCCGGCUGAGGGGGGGCCGGGGGGUGCCCCCAGCCGCCCCCAGGACGUGGCUGAGCCCAGGGAGGACGAGGGGAGCCAGGGCCUGGCAGCCACCACGAGCCCGGGCAGCGUGGAGGACACGUAUGAGCUGCUGGAGAAGCUGGGCAGCGGCCACUUCGGCGUGGUGAGGCUCUGCCGGGAGCGCAGCACCGGCGCCUUCUACGCCGCCAAGCUGGUGAAGCUGCGGCGGGGCCGCCUGGGGGUGGAGCGGGCUCAGGUGCAGCGGGAAGUCGCCAUCCUCCGCCAGCUCCAGCACCCCAACAUCCUGCGGCUCCACGAGCUCUUCGCCGGCACGGCCGAGGUGGUGCUCGUCCUGGAGCUGAUCAGCGGUGGGGAGCUCUUUGACUUCAUUGCUGAGAAGGAGAUGCUGUCGGAGGAGGAGGCCAUCGAGUUCCUGGGGCAGAUCCUGAGCGGGGUGCAAUACCUGCAUGCUCGCCUCAUCGCUCACUUCGACCUCAAGCCCGAGAACAUCAUGCUGCAGGACAAGGAUGUCCCCAAGCCCUGGAUCAAGAUCAUCGACUUCGGGCUGGCCCAGCAGCUGGAGGAUGGCAUCACCUACAAGAGCCUCUGUGGGACCCCCCAGUACAUUGCUCCUGAAGUGAUCAAUUAUGAGCCACUGAGCCCUGCGACUGACAUGUGGAGCAUCGGAGUCAUCACCUACAUUCUGCUCAGUGGCCUGUCCCCCUUCCAGGGUGAGACGGAUGCUGAGACCCUCUCCAACGUUGUGGCUGGUGCCUACGAGUUUGAGGAGCGCUGCUUCAGCCAGACCUCCGAGCUGGCCAAGGACUUCAUCCGCCAGCUGCUGCUGAAGGAGCCAGAGCGCCGCAUGACCGCGGCCGAGUGCCUGGUGCACCCCUGGAUCAAGCCCCUGAGCAGGAAGCAGGUGCUGAGCCGGAGCCGUUCCUCCAUCAACAUGAGAAACUUCCGCAAGUUCAACGCCCGGAGGAAGUGGAAGCUCUCCUACAACACCGUGUCCGCCUGCAACCGCCUGCUCUGCCGCCUCGGGAGGGAGGAUGAGGAGCUGUCCUGUCCGUGCCCUGCAGCCCCCCUGUGCCCCCAGCGCUGCUGUGAGAGCGACCCAGAGGAGGAGAGGAGCCCCCACACCGCUCUGCUGCGCCGGAGGAGAAGCAGCUGCUCCUGAGCUCCUCCCAAAAAAGGCAGAACCUCCGCGAGAGGAGCCUUGGGGGUGCCCCCAUCACCCCAUCGAGGGGGCAGGGGCACUGUCCAGCUCCUGGCUCCGUGGUGUUGAGGGGUCACUGGCAGGAGCACCCUGCUCCUGCCCCCAGGUUCUGCCCAGGGCUUGGACCUUCCUCCCUGCUCUGUCCUAAUGAGAAAAAUAAAUGUCACCUCCUCCUCCUCCUCCUCCA
Molecule: messenger RNA, 1568 nt
Organism: Haemorhous mexicanus (house finch)
Lineage: Eukaryota; Metazoa; Chordata; Aves; Passeriformes; Fringillidae
Product: death-associated protein kinase 2-like
Exons: 13
Coding region: 143-1342 (399 amino acids)
Biological process (GO): intracellular signal transduction; protein phosphorylation; positive regulation of apoptotic process
Cellular component (GO): cytoplasm; nucleus
Molecular function (GO): ATP binding; protein serine/threonine kinase activity
Source: RefSeq, a predicted model, not a curated record